GAGCGGCCGGCGGAGGUGAGCCAUGGCGCAGGAGCUGAGCCAAGCGGAGCUGCUGGACUUUCUCUGCCAGGCCGGGGGGCGAGUGGCCAACGCCGCUUUGCUGGGCCACUUCCAGCGCUUCUUGCGCGACCCCCGGGCGGCCCCCGCCCAGCUCCAGCACCGCCGCCACCUCUUCAAGGGCUUCGUCAACUCCGUGGCCACCGUCAGCCAGGACGGGCCCGGCGGCGCUACUUACGUGGUGCUGAGGAAACGGUACCGAGACCUGAUCGGGGAGGAGUCCAGAUCGCCGCCCGACCACGGCCCGUGGCCUGAACCGCCGCCGCCGCGGGCUCCAGCCGGCCCAUCGCCGCCUCAGCCAGCCAGGUGGGAUCGCGCCGGCGCCGCCGGGAAGGCGCCGGGAGCCGCUUCUCCCCGGAGAAUUCCCGAACCGCGGCGGGAAACGGGUGGCGAAGUGGCGGCGGGCCGGAGGAGGAAGGCCGGCAGGUGCCUUCCCGCCACACCUGGAGUUGGAUCUCGGCCUCCGCCUGCCAGCCCCACCUUGGGCUGCCUGGGCAGAGAGAAAAGGGCUCCCCGGCAGCCGCUCGCGGAGCCAGCCGCCCGGGACCCGCCGCUCUUGCGGGAAAAGGCGGGGCAGUCCAACGGCCUCAGUUUACCCGUCGGAGAAAUGGGUGCCGGCAGCGUCCAGCAAAGGAUUCGGGACUGGAUCAUUACCCAUCAUGCGGCUUCCCCCGAGCCCUGCCAGGCCCUGGAAGGAGAGGAAGCCUGCCUCAUCCCAGCCUGGUCUCAAAGCUCGGACCGGAGCCGCCCUUGUGGGUCGCUGGGUUUCGAUCCUCCGUCGGAGUCCUCGGAGGGCUGGCGGGACCCUCCCGUGCCCGUCUUCCGCAGCAUCCGAUGCCGGCUUUCCUUGCAGGAUUUUGAAGAUUACCUGGAGCAGGAGAGCUCGGCCAGCGAAGAAGGCAGCAGCGCCAGCAGGGAGAGCGGCUCCCAUCCAAGGGAAAGGGAAGAAGCGGGCAGGAUGAACGGCUGCGUUGGAAACUCAGCUGGACACGAGGCACCUGGGGUUGCCCCUCACAGCGAUAGAUUGGGGGUGAGGAUGCCCCUCGCCCAGUCCAGUCAGGACUCCAAGGCUGGCAAGUCCCCUCCUCACAUUGCUUUGCUGCACCUUGUGGUUGGCAGAGCUGCCACCAUGGACAAAACAGAAGGCAGGGAUUUGCUCAAACCGAGGAAGAUGGGCAGGCCACCGUCCCCAAAUCUGGAUGCCCCCUUAAGCCCCCGGUGGGCCCCCAGACAGAGACCCGUGGUAAAUGCCCCAUCCGUAGAAAGACUGGCCCCUCACCCAGAGGGCCCUGCCGAGCACAGGUCUUCCUCGGUGCCCCUGGACGGUCGAGAACACACCUGGCUGGUGAAAGUUGCCACAGGCUCCUGGAUGCAGGUCCGGGCUCUACUUUGCGAAGACCCUCACCUGGUGCUCCACAGGGACUUCGUCUCCGGCUUCACGGUGCUUCACUGGCUGGCCAAGCACGGGAACGCUGAAGUGCUGCAGGACUUUGUCGCCGGCGCUCGGGAGGCAGGAGUUGUCCUGGACGCCAAUGUCCGGUCCGGUUGUGGCUACACUCCAUUGCACCUAGCGGCCAUCCACAGUCACCCCCUGGUCAUAAAAAUCCUGGUGCAGAGGCUACAUUGCCGGACGCAAGUCCGGGACAGCAGCGGCAAGAAGCCUUGGCAGUAUUUGAACGCCAGCGCCUCUGGGGAAAUAUGGCAGCUUUUGGGGGCCCCUCGAGGCAGGACCAUCUUCCCAACUCAUCCCAUCGCCCGGCCGUCCACAGCCACUCCUUCGUCAACCUCCCUGGCCAGGAAAGUGAACAGAAAACCUUCCCUGGCAAGGUACUUGAAACCUCAUCAUCUGAAGCGGAAACAGGGGUGCAAGUGCUCCGUUUUACAGGAGAUUGAGGAAUACAGUGAUUAAGAACCGCGGGUGUGGCCUUUGGACCAAGACACAUUUGGGGGGAAUUGGAUGAUUCAAAGCAAGAAUCUCCAACCUUGGCAACUUGAAGACUUGUGGACUUCAACUCCCAGAAUUCCUCCUGCAGACAUGUUAGCUCAGGAAUUCUGGGAGUUGAAGUCCACCAGUCUUCAAGUUGCCAAGUUUGAAGACGCUUGAUUCAAAGGGUCUCCAAGGAUGUUGUGGGCCCAGCUGGUUGUUUUUUCAGCUCAUUAUAGCUAUGUUUGGGGAGGAACUGGACGAAAAAUGGCAUUUUAUUCCUUGAACGUAUUUGGAUUUUAAUUUUAACCGGGGAUGGGGAGAAUUGCUUUACACGCCCCGUGUGAAAACUUGGGGGUU
Molecule: messenger RNA, 2341 nt
Organism: Notechis scutatus (mainland tiger snake)
Lineage: Eukaryota; Metazoa; Chordata; Lepidosauria; Squamata; Elapidae
Gene: SOWAHB
Product: sosondowah ankyrin repeat domain family member B
Molecular function (GO): protein binding
Source: RefSeq, a predicted model, not a curated record